Messenger RNA from Pseudonaja textilis, 1265 nucleotides. It is a transcript of the gene TOR2A, whose product is annotated as torsin family 2 member A. Gene Ontology annotation, cellular component: endoplasmic reticulum lumen; nuclear envelope. Lineage: Eukaryota; Metazoa; Chordata; Lepidosauria; Squamata; Elapidae. The record is from RefSeq and is a predicted model, not a curated record. Gene Ontology annotation, molecular function: ATP binding; ATP hydrolysis activity.
CGAGCCGGGCCGCGGGGCAGGCCGGGAGCGGGGCCGCCGCACGAGGGGACGCGGGAGCGCGCUUCCCGACCCUCUCGCGGGCGAAAAACCCAGCAUGGCGAGGGGCGGGGGCGCCUUCGCGGGAACGCGGCUGACGUUGCGGCUGUGGCUGUGGCUGCUGCUGCCUCUGCCGGGGUUGAUGCUCUCGGGCGCCCCCUGGGGGCCGAGCGCCUGGCAGUGCAGCCUCUCGGCGUCCUGCGAGUGCGAAUUCUUGCCCGAUUUAACCGGUCUCGAGUGCGACUUAGCCCUGCGCCUUGUAGGGCAGCCUCUGGCUAGGCAGCUGGUCAUCCAAAGCCUGAAGAGCUUCGUGCAGGACCCGGAGCCCGCCAAGCCCCUGGUCCUCUCCUUCCACGGCUCGACGGGCACCGGGAAGACCUACCUGAGCUCCUUGCUAGCCCAGCACCUCUUCCGGACGGGCCUCCGUACCCCUUACGUCCACCGCUUCUCCCCGCUGGUUCACUUCCCCCACGCUGACCAUCUCCAGCAAUACAAGGAGAAUCUCAGAAACUGGAUCCAGGGAAAUCUCACCCGGUGUAGCCGAUCCCUUUUUCUCUUUGACGAGAUGGAGGAUCUGCAGCCGGGCUUGAUCGACGUGGUCCUGCCCUUCCUGGGGUCGUCCUGGGUGGUCUUUGGAACCAACUACCGGAAAGCCAUCUUCGUCUUUAUCAGCAAUAUUGGCGCGGAACAGAUUAACCAGAUGGCUUUGGAGCUCUGGCAAGACCGCCGAGACCGCGAGGAGAUCCGUCGUCAGGACCUGGAAGCGUCCAUUCUGGAGGCCAUUUCUAAAGACCCCCAAAACGGAUUCUGGAGAUCCGGGGUCUUCGAGCAAAACCUGAUUGACGCCUUUGUGCCUUUCCUCCCGCUGCGACGGCACCACGUGAAGCAGUGCGUGGUCAAUGAGAUGGCCAGCCGGGGUCUCGUCCCUCUCCCGGAGGUCGUGGACGGCGUGGCCGACAGCUUUUCCUACUUCCCCGACGAGGAAAAAAUAUUCUCGGCCACCGGAUGCAAAACGGUGUCUUCCCGCAUACCGUUUUUCCUAUGACCCCUACCCCCACCACCCUCUGCCAGACAUUUUCGGUCCAGAAUGGAGUUUUUAACGGUUUGCCUUCCAAGCGAAGAAAACCCCUUGUUGCGUCUUGAAAAGGUCAGCUGAAGGACUAAAGGACGGGCCUUUCGAAAAAGCAUGCUGGCUUGAUCAAACGUUUUCCUCCCCUUAAAAAUGACCU